AUGGCAUCUACAGUAUCAGUGUGGCAUCUACAGUAUCAGUGUGGCAUCUACAGUAUCAGUAUGGCAUCUACAGUAUCAGUAUGGCAUCUACAGUAUCAGUAUGGCAUCUACAGUAUCAGUGUGGCAUCUACAGUAUCAGUGUGGCAUCUACAGUAUCAGUAUGGCAUCUACAGUAUCAGUAUGGCAUCUACAGUAUCAGUGUGGCAUCUACAGUAUCAGUAUGGCAUCUACAGUAUCAGUAUGGCAUCUACAGUAUCAGUAUGGCAUCUACAGUAUCAGUAUGGCAUCUACAGUAUCAGUGUGGCAUCUACAGUAUCAGUAUGGCAUCUACAGUAUCAGUAUGGCAUCUACAGUAUCAGUAUGGCAUCUACAGUAUCAGUGUGGCAUCUACAGUAUCAGUGUGGCAUCUACAGUAUCAGUGUGGCAUCUACAGUAUCAGUAUGGCAUCUACAGUAUCAGUAUGGCAUCUACAGUAUCAGUGUGGCAUCUACAGUAUCAGUGUGGCAUCUACAGUAUCAGUGUGGCAUCUACAGUAUCAGUAUGGCAUCUACAGUAUCAGUAUGGCAUCUACAGUAUCAGUGUGGCAUCUACAGUAUCAGUGUGGCAUCUACAGUAUCAGUAUGGCAUCUACAGUAUCAGUAUGGCAUCUACAGUAUCAGUGUGGCAUCUACAGUAUCAGUAUGGCAUCUACAGUAUCAGUAUGGCAUCUACAGUAUCAGUAUGGCAUCUACAGUAUCAGUAUGGCAUCUACAGUAUCAGUGUGGCAUCUACAGUAUCAGUAUGGCAUCUACAGUAUCAGUAUGGCAUCUACAGUAUCAGUAUGGCAUCUACAGUAUCAGUGUGGCAUCUACAGUAUCAGUGUGGCAUCUACAGUAUCAGUGUGGCAUCUACAGUAUCAGUAUGGCAUCUACAGUAUCAGUGUGGCAUCUACAGUAUCAGUGUGGCAUCUACAGUAUCAGUGUGGCAUCUACAGUAUCAGUAUGGCAUCUACAGUAUCAGUGUGGCAUCUACAGUAUCAGUGUGGCAUCUACAGUAUCAGUAUGGCAUCUACAGUAUCAGUAUGGCAUCUACAGUAUCAGUGUGGCAUCUACAGUAUCAGUGUGGCAUCUAUCAGUGUAG
Molecule: messenger RNA, 1119 nt
Organism: Knipowitschia caucasica
Lineage: Eukaryota; Metazoa; Chordata; Actinopteri; Gobiiformes; Gobiidae
Source: the annotation of a GenBank genome assembly